AGCGAGGUAGUUUGGUGCAGCUGCGACAGACAGCAUCUGAGGCAAGGAAAAUCACAGACACAACGCAAGGAAAACAAGAGCAAAAAUGCACACCAUCAAAGGAAGAACACACAAUAUGGCUGCUAUCACCAUCCGUCUGUUGACGGGGAUGAAAUAUCAAUUCAUAAUUCCGAACGCAGUUUCAAAACAGAUUUUUUGGUCACUAUCACAGUUUCAUAUCAGAUCGUGUGGUGUCGAUGCCGAAAUACCACUGAAGACCUUGAAUCAGCACAUUUUCGGUUGAAUUAAGAGAUUAGGAGGAUUUUUUUCUGUGAAUUCGAGCCAUAGUCAAAAAAUAAUUGUUGUUUUCGAUUUUAAUGAUGAAAAUUUUGUGAAGAAAAAAUAUUUUUGUUUGAAAAAGAAAUUUUGUGAAGGAAUUAGUGGAAAAGUGGAUAAAUUGAGCAGCAGUAUCCAAAAUUUGAUUCAAAAUAGAUGAAAAGCCAUUGAAAGUGAAGCGAAGAACAAUUAAAAUAACGAACUUACUUACCAAAUUAAACAAAUAUAUAUAGAAAAUAUAAAGAAAAAGGAAAAGUGGUCGGAAAGAGGUUUUUGUGAAAGAAAAUUUGAGUUGAAUUAAAAAAAAAAACUUUUUCAUCUGAAAGUCGAACAAUUUCGAUGAGUGUUGAUUGAAAACAAGAAUAUCUCGGCAAAUAUCCACAUCAAUUUAUAGCAAAUUGAAAUAAUUGCAAAACUUCAUUAUUUACUAAAGAAAGAGUUUAAAUAAUAGCAUUUAUUUGGUGUGGACGCGUUGAAAUCAACAAAGAUAUAUUCAGAAAAUGUCCACAUUUAACAAUGAACAUUGGGAUUUGAGUAAAUCUGCUCCGCAACAUCCCGACGGACCAUCUUACAUGUCAGACGUAGUGCCUCCGCCAUUCACACCUUCGAUUUGGAACCAAGAACAGCCACCGCCAAUGGUUUCUUAUCCAGAAUUAAUGGGAUUUCCAUGCUCUGAUUUAGCUCUUUGGCCGCGUUCACAAAUCGGUGGAUUAGUAUCGCAGCGUCUGUCUCCUCGUGGUGCAUUGACCGCAACAAAUACCAAUGGAAAUGCGAGUGUACCAAACAAGAAAACCAGACGACGAGUCGCAUCAAUGGCUCAGAGACGCGCAGCUAACAUUCGUGAACGUAGAAGAAUGUUCAAUUUGAACGAAGCAUUUGAUAAACUGCGACGAAAGGUGCCAACUUUCGCUUAUGAGAAACGUUUAUCUCGAAUCGAAACAUUACGCUUGGCAAUCACCUAUAUUGGUUUUAUGACGGAAAUUUUGGCUGGAACGCCGCCAAACGAGCCGAAUCGUGCAAAUGAGCUAGCUUACCCGCCAUCAACGUCGCAUCAUCAUCAUCAUCAUCAUAUACCGAUGCAGCGUGACUUUAUACCGCCAUACAAUCACCAGUGAAAAUGAUCCAAAUCACGUAAAUGAGCGAAAAUCGAUCGAUAGC
Molecule: messenger RNA, 1473 nt
Organism: Sitodiplosis mosellana (orange wheat blossom midge)
Lineage: Eukaryota; Metazoa; Arthropoda; Insecta; Diptera; Cecidomyiidae
Gene: Fer3
Product: protein Fer3
Exons: 4
Coding region: 816-1430 (204 amino acids)
Biological process (GO): regulation of transcription by RNA polymerase II; developmental process
Molecular function (GO): DNA-binding transcription factor activity, RNA polymerase II-specific; RNA polymerase II transcription regulatory region sequence-specific DNA binding; protein dimerization activity
Source: RefSeq, a predicted model, not a curated record